AUACAUAUCUUUUGCUGCUUUUUAUAUGCACAUACAUAUUCCAUGUACAACUAACUGUCCUUUCUCAUUUCUAUUCAUCUGCAAAUUUGCUUAAAGGAUCUCAACCCUAUUAUUGCAAUAAUUUAGAACACUCAGUCUUCAGUUCACUUUGUAUCUCCUUUUUCCCAUAUCAUAUGUAUAUUUCUUCAUAUAUAUAGAUGGAUAACGGGAUCGAGGCAAAGCUUAUUCGACAUGAAGAAGAGGAAGGUGACCUAAAACAAAGGAUAUGGGAUGAAUCCAAAAAGAUAUGGAGGGUUGCAUUGCCCGGUGUGAUAUCAAGGUUUUGUGCAUUCGGAACUCUUGUUGUCACCCAGUCGUUUAUGGGACACAUCAGUGACGUCGAUCUAGCUGGCUACGCACUCGUUCAGACACUUAGCGUCCGAUUCAUCAAUGGAAUACUUUUAGGAAUGUCAAGUGCAACCGAAACAUUAUGUGGACAAUCAUUUGGAGCAGGACAACAUCAUAUGAUGGGCAUUUACUUGCAACGAUCAUGGAUCGUUGACUUGACUACUUUGACGAUUUUUCUCCCAGUCUUUGUUUUCGGAACCCAAAUUUACAAACUCCUUGGUCAAGAAGAAUCAUUAGCAAGGAGUGGUGGAUACAUAUCGUUAUGGUUCAUUCCAUACAUCUACAGCUGCGUUUUUAGCUUGACGAUACAAAUGUAUCUACAGGCACAGUUAAAGAACAUGAUUAUUGCAUGGCUUUCGGUUUUCCAGUUUGCAAUACAUUUACCUUUGUCUCUGAUUCUUGUGUAUAAGCUGAACAUGGGGGUUGAUGGUGCGAUGAUUGCACUCUCGAUGUCUGCGUGGUUUCUUGUGAUUGGCGAGUUCAUAUUCAUUUUUGGUGGACGGUGUCCUAACUCAUGGAAAGGAUUCACAGUUGCUGCUUUUAGGGAUCUUGUUCCUCUUGUGAAGCUCUCAUUAUCCUCUGGUGUGAUGGUUUGUUUGGAGUUAUGGUACUAUGCCGUGCUAGUCUUACUUGCUGGAUACAUGGAAAACGCAGAGGUUGCAAUAUCCGCUUUCUCCAUUUGCCUCAACCUUGUUGCGUGGGAGUUCAUGAUAAGCAUUGCUUUCUUAGGUGCUGCAUGUGUUCGGGUGGCGAAUGAAUUGGGGAGAGGAAACGCGAAAGCAGUAAAGUUUUCAAUAAAAGUCUUGUUGGGGACUUCUUUGGCGAUAGGUGUUUUCUUCUUUAUACUUUGUUUGGCGUUGGGCAAAAAACUUGCAUACAUGUUUACAGACGACGAUAGAGUUGCAGAGUCUGUAUCCGAUCUUUCCUUACUUCUCUCAUUUUCGGUUCUGUUGAACAGCAUUUAUCCUGUACUCUCAGGGGUGGCUGUUGGAGCCGGUAUGCAGGCAGCAGUAGCGAUUGUUAACCUUGUCUGUUAUUAUGUGAUCGGUGUUCCAUUGGGAGCUUUGCUCGGAUAUUUAACAUCUCUUGAAGUUAAGGGUAUAUGGAUCGGAAUGAUUGGAGGCGUUUUAACGCAAACAAUUACGCUCGUAUACAUGACUUGGAGAACUGAUUGGGAUGCCCAGGUUACGAAGGCUUCAGAACGUCUUGCUCGAUUUUACUUGAAGUCGGAUGAGGAUUCCGAGCAAAUUACAAACGUGUCAUGAUCAAGAAACUUAUUCAUAUAAAUUCCAUUAUAUUAUUUUUCUAUAUUCCAAUGAUUUUGCAAAUGUUUUUUUUUUGGCUAUCUUUAUUAUUUUAAUUUCUUGUACUGAACACAAGAUAAAUUUAGUUACUGGCUCAUAAGUCAUAUCAUGAAGAA
Messenger RNA from Erigeron canadensis, 1807 nucleotides. Its product is annotated as protein DETOXIFICATION 24-like. NCBI's taxonomy places the organism in Eukaryota, Viridiplantae, Streptophyta, Magnoliopsida, Asterales, Asteraceae. The transcript is spliced from 9 exons. Gene Ontology annotation, biological process: xenobiotic detoxification by transmembrane export across the plasma membrane. Bases 198 to 1652 code for a protein of 484 amino acids. Gene Ontology annotation, cellular component: membrane. The record is from RefSeq and is a predicted model, not a curated record. Gene Ontology annotation, molecular function: xenobiotic transmembrane transporter activity; antiporter activity.